Molecule: messenger RNA, 1533 nt
Organism: Linum tenue
Lineage: Eukaryota; Viridiplantae; Streptophyta; Magnoliopsida; Malpighiales; Linaceae
Source: the annotation of a GenBank genome assembly
CCCAGUUCCACAGCCUCCUGCCGAGCUCGAGACCAACGAAUUGCUUUUUCCGCCAUUAAAGAGUAACAUCAGCAAAGUUAGACAGAGUCGAAGGGCAGCUGUUGUUGUUUCUCGUUAUCGUGAAUUAAUUCGCAGUCUGACGUCCCCGCAGGGAGUCCCUUAAUCUGCCACGAUACAGAUCUGAAUCGAGCUUCUAAGGCCCAGCGGAGUAUCAAAGUCGCUGAAGCUCCGCGGCGCCAAGACUGGUCUUUUUCGUCGCUUCUCCGCGGAGACGAUAAACCCAUCGUAGGUCUACCACAAGUAGUCGACGGUGGAGUGGAACUCACGAUUGUAGUCAGAUCUUGAGCACUCGCUUAAACGAGCUCCCGACAGUCGUUGCAGUCCAGCUGUUUGACAAAAGUUCCCAAAGAGUUCAGUCUUUUCGAAGAACCAGAUUGAUACACCAUGCGACGGUUAUUUGCAAGGAUAUUGAGAAGCUCUUCAUCUUCAACUACGUUCUUCCGCCGACCGAAUUGCACUCUGGCCACCCGAUCGGUGAAUUCGAGUAUUCGAAAUCUCAAAGAAGGACAAGUCAUCCCGGGGAAGUUCAUCAAAUGGGCGUCACUAGGGUUCGCGAGGGCUUCAAGUUUUGCCUCUGGGUUCACUCCGUUGGAGCCAAAGCCGCUGGAAUCGAUCAUGGAUGUUGAACGGGCCAAGCAUAAGUCACCCGAGGAACUCGCUUCUGCCUGGGACGAUUAUCACCUGGGGAGAGGUCACAUUGGAGCAUCCAUGAAGGCCAAGCUUUACAAUUUGCUAGUCCAAAGAGCAGCAGACUGCAAGUAUUUUGUCAUCCCAUUGUGGAAGGGAUCUGGCUAUACUACAAUGUUUGCACAAGUGCAAACACCAUACAUCAUCUUCACGGGUCUUGAAGAUUACAAGGCGAGGGGAACUCAGGCGGCUCCAUACUUUACAGUCUCCUUCUACACUGACUUUGCAGAUAGCAAGGACUUGGUUCUCGUACGAGGAGAUAUCGUGUUCACCAGCAAACUCAGCGACGAAGAGGCACAAUGGCUGUUAGAGACGGCUCAGUCUUUCUAUCUUAAUGACACGAGGUACAAGCUCGUAGAACGAUUCAACAGGCAGACUCGCGAUUUCGAGUUCAAGGAUGUUCUCCAGGCACUAAACAUGCCCAUCCUGUGAAGACAGCAAAGAAAAUUGGUGCACAGCAGAAACGCAGAAAAUAGUGAAACCAGGGGUGCCUGAUUGAGAUUGACAGGCUCCUUCCUGAACUAUAGAUCCAACGCUGUUAUGGUAUCACGGAUUCUGUCCAUGGCAUGAGCAGUUGUAGGUCUCUCUUUCCAUCCUGCUACAUAGUCCACCUAGAGAUAAUCAUCUUUCUUCUUUUGUUUGAUGUAAUAAUCUUAGAACCGAGCUUAGAGGCUCAACCCGGCUUAAGUUUCUCAUUUUGAUGAGAGGGGACUUGAAGCUGAGAUUGCAUUGUGGUUGGAAGUUGGUGAGUUUAAGUUGUCUUUCAAAUAAUUUACAACUAGUCAA